AUGCUCCUGCAAUGGAAGUGGGUGAGAAACACAAUCUCUCCAAGCCGAGAUGUGUUUAUGCUGGCUUUCUAUGGAUGUGGCAUCGUGGGAAUGCUUGCCGUCUACGGCAUCCUGCAGGAGCGAAUCAUGACGGUGAGCUAUGAAGACGAGAUGUUUCGUCACUCAGUCUUCCUUGUCUUGUGCAACCGAUUGGUGGCGGUGGUGUUUGCUUGUGUCCUGGCCAGCAUGCACAAGGAGAGCCUUGCCAACAAGGCUCCGCUGCGUUUCUAUUUGAUCGUUUCCCUGAGCAACGUGAUUGCCAGCACCUGCCAGUAUGAAGCCCUCAAGCACGUGUCCUUCGUUGUCCAGAUGCUGGGAAAGUCUUUCAAGACAAUCCCGGUAAUGAUGUGGGGAGUGGUGGUGAGUGGCAAGCGGUACAGCUUGACCGACUGGCUCCUUGCAGCCGUUGUCACGGGUGGCAUCACAAUAUUCUUGAUCUCUGGACCGCAUGGGCCCGGUUCCGCACGCGAUGGGUCCGGGUCCAGUACUCUGGCUGGCCUGGUUCUUCUUUCUGGUUUCUUGACCUUCGAUGGUCUGACCUCUGUCAUGGAGGAGAAGCUCUUCAAGGAGUACGAGACUUCCAAGUGGAACCAGAUCUUGUACGUGAAUUUGCUCUCCUCCACGACUUCCGCUGCUGCGCUGGUCCUUUCCGGUGAGUUGCUGCCGGCCCUGGGCUUCUCGCGGCACGCGGCAUUCCUCAGAGAUGCUUCUUGCCUGAGUUUGUCGGCAGUGGCGGCACAAUACUUUAUCUAUUCACAAAUCCGCGAAUUCGGUGCUGUGGUCUUUGCGCUGACCAUGAACAUUCGCCAGGUGGUGUCCAUCGCCUUGUCCUACAUAACUUAUGCGCACACAAUGACUUCGUGGCAGCUGGCCGGGAUCGUCCUGGUCUUUGCCACACUUUUCUACAAAAGUCUCCUGCCGGGCAAACUUGCGAAGGUAGCGGCACUGACAGCAUCUGCCAUCGAGGGCGCGUUUCGCGAAGGAGGCCCAGCCGUCGAGAUGUAUUGCAGCCGAGACUGCCAGAAUGAGCACUGGAAGGCUGAUCUUGCUUAUUGGCGGCAAGGCAGCUUGCAGGUCCGCUUCUUGCCUGAUCCCUCCCUGCCAUGGAAGCAGGUGCCUUUGCCUCUGCGGAUUCCGAGCCUGCCGCUCUACCACCUCGUUCGCGGGCCUCCAGCUGUUCGUCUCCUUUGCAGAGGCGAAGGUGCCACGGUUUGGGAUGGAGACAAGAUCGAGGUCAGCAAGAAGCAGGAAUUGCAUGGCGAGCCCAGUCCACGGGAGGUGAAUUACGACCUCCUCGAGCAAGAGUCAUCAGCGUGGCUGGCCUUGACCUUGCGCAGGAACCGAAAGCGCAACACAACAUGGAGUUGGCAGUCGACGUUGCCAUUCGUGGCAGAUGCUGUGGAGAAGCGAGGGAAUGUGGCUGCAACUCUACAGUUUGCAGGCCUUCUUACUCAGGCUUGUGCUUGGAUGACUAUGGUCAGAGGAAAUCCUGGCAGCCCCCCGAAGGCAAUAUUUCAUUUCGCUGCGCUGCUUGAGCUGGGUGCUGCAGCUGCCUCAUUGGCUGCUUUUGUCUGCUUCCUCUCACAAUUCCACAACAGGCUUCACCUACUCACCGCGGAGUUCAUCUUUGCCCAAACUGACGGCUCGGUAUUGAUUUGGCCUGCAGAUUUCCAACUGCAGCUUGGACCAUGUGCUGUUUUCCUAGCCACUGGUGGCACCUUGUCACUCCUUUCUAGCUUCGUGCUGCUGCACUCCCAUGCAGCGAGGCGGACACGAAAGGAAGAUACCGUGCAAAGAGUGCGACGACCCCCACUGUACCGGUCCAAGACAUCCACUCGAGCUGCAGGAGAACUUCUCUUUGAGGCAUCAGUGUUGAAGAUGAAGUCACACGACCGUCGGAUCGUUGCAGCUGUGCUGGUAGCCAUGACCCUUCUUGCUCUACUCUUGGGCCUGAUGGCAUUUCUACUGGGUCGUGGGGGGGUCGAGGAUGGCGUCAGCAAGGCUUUUCGUGGACCUCAAGAUGGAGUUAGGCGAACUGCUUUGGUUGCCCAAGCCAUAUCUCAUGCUGUCGGAGGCUCGACAAGGAUGCUUGGUCGAGGAAUCGGUGUGGUCGUCACCUCCUUUGCAGGAGCAGUGUUCCAAAAGGCUGCUGCCGGCGCUCAUGUUCUUGUAGCUGUGGUGAACCCGUGUCAUCAGAUGCUGCAGCAUGCCGUGUUCCAAGCAGUUUCAGGCAUCGGGCAAGCAGCAAAGUGGCUUGCAGAUGCUGCCAAUGCGGCCGCGCAAAGUCCAUCUGCUGCAGCCAAGGUAGUCCCGGAGUCGCGAGUCACACAGGAGGCGUGA
Messenger RNA from Symbiodinium sp. CCMP2592, 2379 nucleotides. NCBI's taxonomy places the organism in Eukaryota, Dinophyceae, Suessiales, Symbiodiniaceae. The record is from the annotation of a GenBank genome assembly.